This is a messenger RNA of Penicillium coprophilum, 1035 nucleotides long. Its product is annotated as acylglycerol lipase. The transcript has 4 exons. Gene Ontology annotation, molecular function: lipase activity. Gene Ontology annotation, cellular component: membrane. Lineage: Eukaryota; Fungi; Ascomycota; Eurotiomycetes; Eurotiales; Aspergillaceae. The record is from RefSeq and is a predicted model, not a curated record. The coding region runs from base 1 to 1035 and encodes 344 amino acids.
AUGAACACAGAAGAAAGCGUGCACACUCUCCCAGACGGCCUUGAGCUGUAUGCCAAGACAUGGAAGACAAGCGAAUCCCCACUUGCUGUCCUGGCCUUUAUUCAUGGCUUCAGUGACCACUACUCCCUAGGCAAUGCCUACCACGAUCUGUUUCCAACACUGGUCUCGGCAGGUAUUGAGGUCAGGUCUUUCGAUCAGCGAGGAUGGGGCCGCAGCGUCAAAAAAUCCCGCGACCAGGGCGACACAGGCCCAACCUCUCUAGUUCUUGCAGACAUCCACUCUUUCCUGCAAAGCCUGCCAUCCCGCCCUGACUUGCCCCUCUUCCUAAUGGGCCACAGCAUGGGCGGCGGACAAGUCUUGAACUACAUUUUCCACCCAGAGUCACCUUACAACGAAGACAAAGCCAGCCGACCCAAUCUCAGCGGCGUACUUCUGUACUCCCCUCUAGUCGCCAUCCAUCCAUCAUCCCGGCCCUCAAAGCUGACCAUCGUAGCGGGACGGAUGGUCGCAAAGCUGAUCCCCCAUAUGCAGCGUUACUCCCCACUUGAUGCGAACUUGCUGUCUCGUGACAAGGACACAGUCAAGGAGUUCGUGGAUGAUAAGCUGUGCCAUGAUACGGGGACUUUGGGGGGAUUGGCCGGCAUGUUGGAUCGCGGUAUUUGGUUGGAGGGGAUGUUUGAGGCUGGGGAUGGGGCUUGGGUGAAGAGUGACCUGCCAUUUUGGUUUGGGCAUGGAGAUGGGGAUCUUAUUACUAGUUAUUCUGCGACGAAGGACCUUGCUGAGAAGUUGACGGAGAAGGGUGGGGAUGUGACCUUUUGUUCUUAUGAGGGGGCUUAUCAUAAGUUGCAUGCUGAGUUGCCUGAGACCACGAACAAGUUUUUUGCGGACGUGAAGGCUUUUAUUUUGGAUAAAGUGCCUAAGACGGAGGGAACGGUUGUUCAGAAUGAGGAAGAGGGUGUUCCACGCGUUGAGGGAGAAGGCAUAGACCCUGCCGCUCAAGGAGAUGUGGAGACCGAGGAUAAAGCAAAGCUGUGA